UCAUUCAAAUCAAACAACAACUUUCUUUCAAUCUCAACUAUCUUUACUUGUCUUGAGAUCUAGUUAUCUCGACAACACUUUCAUUCAAACACAACCACUUUACGAUCUGUCGAUCAGAUUCAACUAUCUUUGAAAACACACAUCUUCUUCAAUCCAUCUUUAUCAAACCACAAUGCUGUUCUCCAAGAUCGUUUCCGUUGCCGCCUUGGCCACCCUCACCUCCGCUCUUCCCACUCCCACCAGCGGCUCUGUUGUCCGUCGCGACGGUGGAGGCGUCAACAUCAUCAACAACCUGGAUGACACCGUUUACGCGUGGUCUGUCACUGAUAGAGUCAGUGACAUGCAUACCCUCUCUGCGAACGGUGGAAACUACCAGGAAGGAUGGCGCACCAACGACAACGGCGGUGGCAUCUCCAUCAAGCUCUCCACCACGGAGGAGCAGAAGGAUGUCCUCCAGUUUGAGUACACCCAGAGCGGCGACACCAUCUUCUGGGACAUGAGCUGCAUCGACAUGUCCCCCGACUCGGUGUUCACCAAGAACGGUUUCGCCGUUGAGCCCUCCCACGUCACCGAGACUUGCCCGACUGUCAACUGCCAUGCGGGCGAUACCAACUGCGCUGAGGCUUAUCUCCAGCCCAAGGACGACCAUGCCACCCACGGUUGCCCGAUCGACACCACCUUCACUCUGAAGGUGGGCAACUAGAUUGUCUCUUGGAUCGGGAACUAGUUCGUUCGUUCGUUUUGAGGUCGUUCUUCAAUACGUCGUUCGUUUGAAAGCCUACAGCACAUUCAAAUGUCUACAAC
Aspergillus candidus is the source of this 804-nucleotide messenger RNA. RefSeq names its product putative extracellular thaumatin domain protein. The coding region runs from base 173 to 703 and encodes 176 amino acids. The transcript has a single exon. Lineage: Eukaryota; Fungi; Ascomycota; Eurotiomycetes; Eurotiales; Aspergillaceae. The record is from RefSeq and is a predicted model, not a curated record.